AUGUCGCAUCCACCUCUGCCCUCUACACUCUGGCCUAUAACCCCUCUAUCUCAGCAUCCUGUCGAUGAAGAGAAUCUUGGAGCCCUGCAAUGGUUGUACCUGUCCAGGCCUCCUCCAACAUCCUCUCAGCCUCCUCCCCCUCCACCCUCAAGGCAUCCACCUAUGUCCUGGCAGUAUGGAGAUUCUCUGUCAAAUCAUCUAUCUCCUGUGUCAAUUGCUCCACCUCUACCCCCAUUCUCUCCCUUUGAGUCCUCUCUACCUAUAGCUUGUCCUCCACUGAAUGAAGCCCCACUCUAUAGGUAUCCUUCUCCUGCUGAACAUGGUCAAAAUCAGCUUGCGACACCCCUCCCCUCCCCUCUACCUGUGCCUUGGGGACAUCCAUAG
This is a messenger RNA of Cryptomeria japonica (Japanese cedar), 384 nucleotides long. RefSeq names its product vegetative cell wall protein gp1-like. Lineage: Eukaryota; Viridiplantae; Streptophyta; Pinopsida; Cupressales; Cupressaceae. Bases 1 to 384 code for a protein of 127 amino acids. The record is from RefSeq and is a predicted model, not a curated record. The transcript has a single exon.